This is a messenger RNA of Angiostrongylus costaricensis, 669 nucleotides long. The record is from the annotation of a GenBank genome assembly. Lineage: Eukaryota; Metazoa; Nematoda; Chromadorea; Rhabditida; Metastrongylidae.
AUGAUUUGGCUGCUUCGGUAUGUCGUCUAUUCGUGUUUAGCACUAGGAUCAGCCUAUGAUGAUGAGCUCGUGACGUGUGGGACCGUUCUAAAACUCUCAAAUGCCUAUGAAGGAUCACGUAUUCAUUCGCAUGACAUCAAAUAUGGAAGCGGUAGUGGUCAGCAGUCGGUUACUGCCGUAACGUCUUCUGAUGAUGUCAACUCUCAUUGGCAAGUGUAUCCUCAGGGGUAUUUUUUGUUGAUUUUCUAUCAGUUCGUGUUUAAGCCAUCGAUACCUCUUUCAGCCUUAGAAGGAUCAUGUGGGCGUGGUGAUCCAAUCAAAUGUGGUGGAAAGCUUCGUCUUAAGCACUUGACCACCGGGUGUUUUCUUCACACCCACCAUUUCCAGGCGCCUUUAUCCAGACAUAAUCAGGAAGUGUCAUGUUUUGGAAGCGGAGCUCAAAGUGAUUCCGGUGAUGAUUGGCAACUUAUUUGUGACUCGGAAGAGUGGAUGGAAAGCGAGGCAGUGAGAUUUAAACAUGUCGACACUGGUGUGUAUUUGGCACUAUCUGGACAGCAGUUUGGCAGACCGAUCCACGGGCAAAGAGAGGUGGUAGGAACAGAUGGCCUAACAAAUACUGGUAAAUGGAUAGCUGCUGAAGGAGUCUUUAUGAGAAGAAACAAGGAUUGA